This is a messenger RNA of Ziziphus jujuba (common jujube), 1717 nucleotides long. Its product is annotated as pyruvate dehydrogenase E1 component subunit alpha, mitochondrial. The record is from RefSeq and is a predicted model, not a curated record. The transcript is spliced from 8 exons. Gene Ontology annotation, cellular component: intracellular membrane-bounded organelle. Lineage: Eukaryota; Viridiplantae; Streptophyta; Magnoliopsida; Rosales; Rhamnaceae. Gene Ontology annotation, biological process: pyruvate decarboxylation to acetyl-CoA. Bases 126 to 1328 code for a protein of 400 amino acids. Gene Ontology annotation, molecular function: pyruvate dehydrogenase (acetyl-transferring) activity.
UCGCUGUUAGCUUCUUAUUCUCCCCAACUCUCCCUCAAAACAGUUCCCCACCAAACCCCCUUCUUUCUCUGUCUCACCCGGAGAAAAAAAAAAAAAAAAAAAAAAAUUCCGAUCCGACGAUCGAGAUGGCUCUGUCACACAUAGCUUCCUCAUCGUCAAGAUCCAAAAAUCUCCUGAAACCAAUCGCCGCCGUCUUAUCAUGCACUCCAUCUCUCCGCCGUCCGAUCUCCACUUCCUCCGAUUCCACCACUCUAACCAUUGAGACCUCGGUCCCAUUCACGGCGCACAACUGCGAAGCACCGUCACGCUCCGUCGAGACCACACCGAAGGAGCUCCUCUCUUUCUUCCACGACAUGGCGUUGAUGCGGCGUAUGGAGAUCGCUGCUGACUCGCUCUACAAGGCCAAACUGAUCCGUGGAUUCUGCCACCUGUACGACGGACAGGAAGCAGUCGCCGUAGGAAUGGAAGCCGCCAUAACCAAGAAAGACAGCAUCAUCACCGCUUAUCGCGAUCACUGCACCUUUAUCGGACGAGGUGGGACCCUCUUGGAGGUGUUCUCGGAGCUCAUGGGACGCCAGGAUGGGUGUUCCAGAGGUAAAGGGGGUUCGAUGCAUUUCUACAAGAAGGAGAGUGGGUUCUAUGGCGGUCACGGCAUUGUUGGGGCUCAGAUUCCUUUGGGUUGUGGUUUGGCUUUCGCGCAGAAAUACAAGAAGGAUGAAACGGUGACGUUCGCUCUGUACGGUGAUGGUGCGGCCAAUCAGGGGCAGUUGUUCGAGGCGCUUAACAUUGCUGCGCUUUGGGAUCUGCCUGCGAUUUUGGUCUGCGAGAACAAUCACUAUGGAAUGGGUACGGCGGAGUGGAGAGCGGCGAAGAGUCCGGCCUAUUACAAGCGUGGAGAUUAUGUUCCUGGCCUGAAGGUAGAUGGCAUGGACGUGCUUGCCGUCAAACAAGUAUGCAAAUUCGCCAAAGAGCAUGCUUUGAAGAAUGGACCUCUUAUUCUUGAAAUGGAUACUUAUAGGUACCAUGGUCACUCUAUGUCUGAUCCUGGAAGCACCUAUCGUACACGUGAUGAGAUCUCUGGUGUUAGACAGGAGCGUGAUCCCAUUGAAAGGGUAAGAAAGCUGAUAUUAGCCCAUGAUCUUGCUACUGAGAAAGAGCUGAAGGACACUGAGAAGGAACUGAGAAAAGAAGUUGAUGAAGCAAUUGCCAAAGCUAAGGAAAGUCCAAUGCCUGAUCCUUCUGAACUCUUCACAAAUAUUUAUGUGAAAGGUUUAGGUGCCGAGUCAUUUGGAGCCGAUAGGAAAGAAGUCAGAGUUGUACUUCCAUGAAUCAAAAAAACGAAACUGGAAACUUUCCCAUAACUGACAACUCGCCUUUUUGUUCUCCUAAAUGGAUUACAUCCAUCAAAUUCUCCAGGGCAAAGAAAACAAAAAACAAUAAGUGGUAUGAGUAGAGAUAAUUGUCUCAUCCUAGCAAUUGUUGCCAUUUGAUGCCUUUUUCUCUUUUGUAUAGGAUAUUUGAUUCUUCUCAAAAUUUGUGGUGGAAUUGUUGAAUUCCACUUGUGAUUGAUAUGUGAGAUAGAAAUUCAGUCCUGGGAUACCUGCAUAUUUAUUUUUGCCACUAUGUUUAUGUUCGGUUCCAUUAGAUUUGUAUACUUUGUCGGCUACUUCUUUGCUUACAAGCCAUAAAUUUUGUUAAAUUGUCUGAAAUUGUUUCA